CCGCGCAGCUCCCGGCGCCACAAGAUGGCGGCGGGCGGGGCGGCGCUGCUGUUGGCGGGCGCGGUGCUGGUUGCGGCGCUGCUGUGGCGGCGUCGGGCGGCAGCGGCGGGCGACGGGGGCCGGGUGUGCGUGGCGGUGCUGGGUGACCUGGGCCGCAGCCCGCGGAUGCAGUACCACGCGCUGUCGCUGGCCCGGCACGGGCACGACGUCGCGCUGCUGGGCUACGUCCAGAGCAGGCCGCACGGCGACGUGCUGCGGAGCGGGAACAUCCGGCUGGUGCCCGUGGCGGAGCUGCGGGGGCUGCGAGUUGGCCCGAAGGUUUGCCAGUAUGUCAUAAAAGUUAUUGUGCAGGCAAUACAAUUACUGUACACAAUGCUAAAGAUAGAUCAGCCAUCCUAUAUUCUUCUUCAGAAUCCUCCAGGCUUACCUAGUAUAGCCAUUGCCUGGGUCGCGUGUCUUUUCUGGAGAAGCAAACUGAUAAUUGAUUGGCACAACUAUGGAUACACUAUAAUGAGUCUGAGUCAUGGAAGAAAUCAUCCACUAGUACAAAUUGCAAAAUGGUAUGAAAAACUUUUUGGGCGUUUGUCAGACUACAACUUGUGUGUCACUAAUGCAAUGAAAGAAGAUCUAUGGAUAAAUUGCAACAUAAAGGCAGUAACACUGUAUGACAAGCCAGCUUAUUAUUUUAAGGAAACACCAUUAGAAAUACAACAUCAAUUGUACAUGAAACUUGCCAAAGACUAUGAGCCUUUUAAACCACGUACAGAGUCUCUCAGUUUGAAUUCUGAGACAUCUGCCUUUACAGAAAGGGAUGAAAAAAAUGGACAUGUGAUAAAAACCAGAGGACGACCAGCUCUUCUAAUCAGCAGCACAAGCUGGACAGAGGAUGAAGACUUUUCAGUCCUUUUGAAAGCUUUAGAAGAUUAUGAACGAUAUGUCAAUGAAGGAGUCAAGCUUCCAUCUUUAGUAUGUGUGAUAACAGGUAAAGGGCCUCUAAAAGACUACUACAAUGGGCUGAUAAAUAAACUGCACUUUAAACACAUCCAGAUCUGUACACCGUGGCUUGAAGCUGAGGAUUACCCUCUUUUGCUUGGCUCAGCAGACCUGGGGGUGUGUCUCCAUAAAUCAUCUAGUGGUUUGGAUUUACCCAUGAAGGUGGUAGAUAUGUUUGGCUGUUGUUUACCUGUAUGUGCAAUACAUUUUGAAUGUUUACACGAACUUGUGAAACACAAUGAAAAUGGUCUGAUAUUCAGGGACUCAAAUGAACUGGCAGAACAACUAAAGAUGCUUUUCUUGGAAUUUCCUACACUGGAAGGCAAACUUCACAACUUCAGAAAAAACCUCCGUGUGUCCAAGCAGCUGCGCUGGGAUGAGAGUUGGGACCAGACUGUUCUUCCUUUGCUUGGGCAGAAUAAAUGACACUUUGCCAAAAAAGCUAAUACAUUCCUGGCGCUACAUCGGUUUGAUAAAUAGUGAAUAAACACUUUGUAUUGUG
Columba livia (rock pigeon) is the source of this 1495-nucleotide messenger RNA. RefSeq names its product ALG1 chitobiosyldiphosphodolichol beta-mannosyltransferase (gene ALG1). The transcript has 13 exons. Gene Ontology annotation, molecular function: mannosyltransferase activity. Bases 25 to 1419 code for a protein of 464 amino acids. The record is from RefSeq and is a predicted model, not a curated record. Gene Ontology annotation, cellular component: endoplasmic reticulum. NCBI's taxonomy places the organism in Eukaryota, Metazoa, Chordata, Aves, Columbiformes, Columbidae.